GCCGCCGGGGUCGGUGAAGGAUCUCAAGAUGGCCAGGCGAAAACUUGCUCUAAAAACCAUUGACUGGGUAGCUUUUGGGGAGAUCAUACCCCGAAACCAGGAGGCCAUUGCCAUCUCCCUGAAAUCCUGGAAUGACAUGCUUACCUCCAGGCUGGCUACUCUUCCUGAGAAACCACCUGCUAUCGACUGGGCUUACUACAAGGCCAAUGUGGCAAAGGCUGGCUUGGUAGAUGACUUCAAGAAGUUUAAUGCCCUGAAGGUUCCUGUGCCAGAGAAUAAAUACACUGUCCAGGUGGACGCUGAGGAAAAAGAAGAUGUGAAAAGCUGUACUGAGUUUUUGUCUCGCUCAAAGGCCAGGAUUGAAGAAUAUGUAAAAGAGCUGGAGAAGAUGAAGAACAUAAUUCCAUUUGAUCAGAUGACCAUUGAGGACCUGAAUGAAGUCUUCCCAGAAACCAAAUUAGACAAGAAGAAGUAUCCCUAUUGGCCUCACAAGCCAAUUGAAAAUUUAUAAACUUGAGAUGAGGAGAAAGCCCCGGCCCUCAUAUUAUAAACGUUGGACAUUAAAAAUAAUGAUACGGAAAAAAAA
Molecule: messenger RNA, 586 nt
Organism: Canis lupus familiaris (dog)
Lineage: Eukaryota; Metazoa; Chordata; Mammalia; Carnivora; Canidae
Product: ATP synthase subunit d, mitochondrial-like
Exons: 1
Coding region: 29-511 (160 amino acids)
Biological process (GO): proton motive force-driven ATP synthesis
Molecular function (GO): proton transmembrane transporter activity
Source: RefSeq, a predicted model, not a curated record